Messenger RNA from Dermacentor silvarum, 399 nucleotides. RefSeq lists its product as uncharacterized. Gene Ontology annotation, molecular function: zinc ion binding; nucleic acid binding. The transcript has a single exon. Bases 1 to 399 code for a protein of 132 amino acids. Lineage: Eukaryota; Metazoa; Arthropoda; Arachnida; Ixodida; Ixodidae. The record is from RefSeq and is a predicted model, not a curated record.
AUGUACGAGUCCACAAGCCCCCGAAUCAAUACGCGAAAGUCAGACGUGCAGCGCACACCUGAUUAUCAGCCACUCUGCUUCCACUGUGGCGAAGUGGGCCACUUGUACCGUGCCUGCUACUACCGACGAAUAGGACUCCAGGGAUAUCACCCCGGCGCUCGUCGCCCACGUGAGGGAGAGCGCCCGAGAGAAAUCCAGCAAUAUCUGGCCAGUCGAGAUUCGUCGCCGUACGCGCAGUUCCCACCGUUUGAACAGUCCCUGCGAACGAGCCGAUCUCCGUCUCCACAGAGGCGCCAGUCACGAUCACCACCUCCUCGACGAUCGGCGUCACCUAGUCGCUACACUACGUUCUCCGCUUCUGUGGGCAACCGGCCCACGAGCCCAAGUCGGGAAAACUAA